GGGCGGCGAGGCAGCGCGCCCUGCCUCAGCGAGCGCCGCAGAGCCGGUGCCUCCUCAGUGCUGCCGUGCGUCGUUUCCACGGCAAGGAGUAACCCUGGCGCCCAGGGGAGAAGCCGGUUGGAUUUUCCCCAUCUUACAGCACCUCGCAGGUCUCUUCUCUGAGCAGUACGUUGCCUGAGUGAGUGGAAACAUACAGAUCAGCUGCAGGUUUCUGGCUACAAAAACAGAGUGAAAGAGAAAGAAAAGGGUUGGGAAAGCAGAGACAAAUAUUGACCUGGACUUAUAGAAAGACAUCCAAUGGCUGAAUAAAGAACCCCUGUUCAUGUUUUGGGAUAUUCUUUCAACUGGCUGGAACGAGAGCAGAUCAAAAGAAUGGGAAAUGCCAGCAGACCCUUUAGAAGAAUUGCUUAUUUCUUAUGCCUUUUAUCUGUGCUUUUGCUGACUGAAGGGAAGAAACCAGUGAAGCCAAAAUGUCCUGCCUGGUGUACUUGUACCAAAGAUAAUGCUUUAUGUGAAAAUGCCAGAUCUAUUCCUCGCAGCGUUCCGCCUGAUGUUAUCUCACUAUCCUUUGUGAGAUCUGCUUUUACUAAAAUCCCAGAAGGGAGUUUUUUGCUCACACCAUCUCUGCAGCUUCUGUUGUUUACAUCAAACACUUUUGAUGUGAUUAGUGAUGAUGCUUUCAUGGGCCUUCCUCAUCUAGAAUAUUUGUUCAUAGAGAACAACAGCAUUAAGUCAAUUUCAAGAAAUACUUUCAGAGGACUGAAAUCUUUAAUUCACCUGAGUCUUGCAAAUAAUAAUCUCCAAACACUUCCAAAAGACAUCUUCAAAGGCUUGGAUUCUUUAACAAAUGUGGAUCUUAGAGGCAACGCAUUUAAUUGUGACUGCAAGCUGAAGUGGUUAGUGGAAUGGCUGGGUAGCACCAAUGCGACAGUUGAAGACAUUUACUGUGAAAGCCCACCAGAAUAUAAGAAGCGCAAAAUCAAUACCCUCUCUCCAAAAGAAUUUGAUUGCAUUAUUACAGAAUUUGAAGUUUAUCAGUCCCUGCCAUAUCAAUCUCUGUCAGUAGACACUUUCUCAUACAUGAAUGAUGAGCACGUGGUUAUUGCCCAGCCUUUUACUGGAAAAUGCAUUUUUCUUGAAUGGGACCAUGUAGAAGUGAUGUUCAGGAAUUAUGACAACAUUACAGGUACUUCAACUGUUGUGUGUAAACCUAUAGUUAUUGAGAAUCAGCUGUAUGUCAUUGUCGCGCAGCUGUUUGGAGGCUCCCACAUAUAUAAAAGAGAUAUUUUUGCUAAUAAGUUUAUAAAAAUUCAAGAUAUUGAAAUCCUUAAAAUCCGAAAACCCAAUGACAUUGAAACUUUCAGGAUUGCUGAAGACUGGUAUUUUGUUGUUGCAGACAGUUCAAAAGCUGGUUUCACCACUGUUUACAAAUGGAAUGGGAAUGGAUUUUAUUCCCAUCAGUCUCUGCAUGCCUGGUACAGAGAUACUGAUGUGGAGUAUCUUGAAAUAGCCGGCAAACCACAUUUAAUUCUGUCAAGUAGUUCCCAAAGACCUGUAAUAUAUCAAUGGAACAAAGGAACAAAUGAAUUUGUUAAGCGUUUCGAUAUCCAAGAUAUGGAAGAUGCAUAUGCAGUGAAACAUUUCAAAGUGAAAGAGGAUGUAUACAUUUGUUUAACAAGAUUUAUUGGGGACUCUAAAGUAAUGAAAUGGGGUGGUUCAGCAUUCCUGGAUUUACAAAGGAUGCCAUCCCGAGGGUCAAUGGUAUUCCAACCGCUUCAGAUAAGUAAUUAUCAAUAUGCCAUUCUUGGAAGUGAUUAUUCUUUCACUCAAGUCUAUUAUUGGGAUGCUGAAAAAGCAAAAUUUGUGAAGUUUCAAGAAUUAAACAUACAGGCACCAAGAUCUUUCAUACAUGUCUCCAUCGAUAAACGAGAUUUUCUCUUUGCUUCAAGUUUUAAGGGAACUACAUUGAUUUAUAAACAUGUCAUAGUUGACUUAAGCGCAUGACACUCAUAAUUCUGAGAUUACAUCAGACUUUCUACCAUAAGUGGACAAAAUGAACUAAAUGCAUGAUGACUCUCUUAUCUUACUUCCAAAUGAAUGCCUUUAAAAAGUUGAGAUUGCUAGAACAAAGUAUUACUAGUAUCUUCAUCUUUAAUUGUCAAGUCUAGUGGUGUUGGAAGUUGCAUUUUUUAACAAAAAGAAAUUAAAUUAACUGUUCUUUGCAUCCACAAUAUGUAAAUAUGUGUGCAACUGCAUCUGUUGCUAUAAAGAAUAUUAAGAUGUACUUUUCCAUUUAUUUAUUCACCUGUUUGAAACAACUGCCAAAUAAAAUGUUUACAUUUUGUGUCUUUCACAUUCCAAA
Messenger RNA from Dromaius novaehollandiae (emu), 2362 nucleotides. RefSeq names its product leucine rich glioma inactivated 1 (gene LGI1). The record is from RefSeq and is a predicted model, not a curated record. Gene Ontology annotation, molecular function: protein binding. NCBI's taxonomy places the organism in Eukaryota, Metazoa, Chordata, Aves, Casuariiformes, Dromaiidae. The coding region runs from base 373 to 2004 and encodes 543 amino acids. The transcript has 9 exons.